Molecule: messenger RNA, 1842 nt
Organism: Canis lupus familiaris (dog)
Lineage: Eukaryota; Metazoa; Chordata; Mammalia; Carnivora; Canidae
Gene: POLD3
Product: DNA polymerase delta 3, accessory subunit
Exons: 12
Coding region: 256-1539 (427 amino acids)
Biological process (GO): DNA synthesis involved in UV-damage excision repair; nucleotide-excision repair, DNA gap filling; DNA replication
Cellular component (GO): delta DNA polymerase complex; nucleus
Molecular function (GO): DNA-directed DNA polymerase activity
Source: RefSeq, a predicted model, not a curated record
AGUGUCUGAGUGCCCUCUUGGCUCACCUGCUUUGGCUUGGUAACUGAGGGGUUUAAUAUUGAUUUUUAUAGAACUGAUAAGGUGUGUUAGAACAGGAUGUUGUUUUGGCCUUCCCUGGAUCUUUCCUCCCCAGCUGUCAAGAAGGUUGAUGUGUCCUGGCCUUGAUAGCUGUACAUUCCACAAGACAGUCUGAACAAGGUGACAUACAAAUGGCUGAGCUAUACACUAGGGGUUCAUGUUAACCAGGCCAAACAGAUGCUAUACGAUUAUGUUGAAAGGAAGAGAAAGGAGAAUUCAGGAGCCCAACUGCAUGUAACCUAUUUAGUGUCUGGCAGUCUCAUUCAGAAUGGACAUUCCUGCCACAAGGUUGCGGUAGUGAGAGAAGAUAAAUUGGAAGCAGUGAAGUCCAAGCUAGCUGUGACUGCCAGCAUCCAUGUGUACAGCAUCCAGAAAGCCAUGCUAAAGGACAGUGGGCCUCUGUUCAAUACCGACUAUGACAUCCUUAAAAGCAACUUGCAGAACUGCAGCAAAUUUAGUGCCAUACAGUGUGCAGCUGCAGUGCCCAGAGCUCCUGCUGAAUCCUCAUCUUCUGAAAAGUUUGAGCAGUCAAAUCUUCAAGUACAAAGUGAGACACCAGCCAAUCAUGAGUUGACAACCAAUGGUCACAGUCCACCUACCUCCAAACAGAUUUUACAGCAGCCCAAAGGAAUAAUGGGAAUGUUUGCCUCUAAAGCUGUUUCUAAAACCCAAGAUGUCAACAAAGAAACCAAAACAGAGACUAAAGAGGUAACAAAUGUAUCUUCUGUAGGCAACAAGGCACCAGGAAAAGGGAAUGUGAUGAGCAAUUUUUUUGGAAAAGCUGCUAUGAAUAAACUUAAAGUCAAUUUGGAUUCAGAACAAGCAGUUAAAGAAGAAAAAAUAGUGGAGCAACCUCCAGUGUCUGUCACUGAACCAAAGCUGGCAGUCCCUACAGGCCUGAAGAAAUCCAGCAAAAAAGCAGAGCCUGUUAAGAUGCAGCAGAAGGAAAAAAAAAGUAACAGGGGGAAGCGAGUGGAGUUAUCUGAUGAUGAAACAAAAGAAACUGAAAAUAUGAAGAAAAAGAGGAGAAGAAUCAAACUUCCUGAGUCUGAUAGCAGUGAAGAUGAAGUUAUAGCAGAUUCUCCUGGGGAUUAUGAAGCUGAGUCACCAUCCCCACCUCCUCCUCCUUCUCCACCUCCUGAACCAGUGCCAAAGACUGAGCCAGAGCCUCCUUCCGUCAAGAGCUCAAGUGGAGAAAAAAGAAAACGAAAACGGGUGCUGAAAUCAAAAACCUUUGUGGAUGAGGAAGGCUGCAUAGUGACUGAAAAAGUCUAUGAGAGUGAAUCCUGCACAGAUAGUGAAGAAGAACUUAAGAUGAAGACCUCCUCCAUACACAGACCCUCCACUAUGACUGUGAAAAAAGAACCCAAAGAAGAACGAAAGGGCCCAAAGAAAGGGACUGCUGCUCUGGGCAAAGCCAACAGACAAGUAUCCAUCACCGGCUUCUUCCAGAGGAAGUGAACAGCCAUCUCUGUUAGUUCUGAGGUGUGGAGUGGUCAAGGGAGAAGACCAAGGCAGAGUCUCACUUACUGUGUAAGUUCAUCCUGUGCCUCACCUUGCCUGUAUCAAAAGACUUCUUCCAUCCUGUGAGCUUUACACUGUUUCUGGUUUUAACCAAAGGGAAAGCACCUGGAAGCAAGAGGCAAAAAGAAUAUUUGAGAAGCUGUUAUGUGUUCUAAGGACAUUUUUUUAAGCACAAUCUUUGACCUGUUCUGGAGAAGAAUUCACUCCAAAAAUAAAUUAUAACAGGUUUCAGAAUUAUCA